Paramecium octaurelia is the source of this 2620-nucleotide messenger RNA. The record is from the annotation of a GenBank genome assembly. NCBI's taxonomy places the organism in Eukaryota, Ciliophora, Oligohymenophorea, Peniculida, Parameciidae.
AUGAAUUAAUCAUCUUAAAAUUAGCAUUAGCCUUAUGCAAAUAAUUAGGAUGAUUGCAACGACUAGGAAAUACAGGGUUAAGGCAUUUAAUCUAAAGUAAAAGUUUUUAACACUAAAAUUAGUAACAAUAACAAUCACAUCCUGGAAUGCAAAAACAAUCACAGGUAAGUAUAUUUAAUUGAAUAUAAAGGCUUCUCAACAUUAACAUCCUCACAAUGAUCAGUCUCAUCACCAACAUUCAAAUCAUGGUCAUCUGGAUGGUGAUCAUGAAAUUCAUCAUUCAGGCGUUGAUCACCAUGAGGCUCAUUAUAACCCUUUGUAAAUGCCGUGUGACUGGGAAAUAGCAAGAAAACAUGCAUUAUCAAGACGAACGGCAUAAGAAAAAAAGAAGGAUCCUCUGAAAACAUUAUAAAGUAGAAUAGGGUUAUUAAUAUUUAGUUGAUACAUGUCCAUGUUGCGGAUUCGAAGUAGAUAGAGAGGAUAUUCAAUAUUUUUCUGAUCCGAUGUCUUUAUCUUUCUUAGGAUCAGGUUUUACGUUAUUUUAUAAUUACUUGAAAUAUUGCAUAAUUAUCCUCUUCAUCUAGCUUUUAAUUAAGUAAUUGCACAAUUUAUACACUAACUUUAAUGGUUCGUAUUGCAGUCACAUAAAAAGAGAAAAGAUGGAAGGACAUAUUAUAGAAGAACCAUAUUGUCCAAACAGCAUUUUUCUACAAUUAUCUUUGGCAAACAAACUUGAGUAAUUAAUAACACUUAAAGUAGUAACCGAGAAGCACUUGAAAUGAUGCAACUCUUAAACUUCAUAAGCAUUUUCAUAAUUAUGUUUGUUCUAAUAUAUUUCAGAAAAAGCCAAAGAUAAAUCGAUACUACUAUUGAUGAAGAACAGUUAACUCCUGCAGAUUAUACAAUUUGUGUUAAGAAUAUUCCCACUGGAUUGAAUGUGGAUUAUAAAUAUGAACUAAAGAAUAUAUUUGAAAAUUAUUCGAUUUUGGAUUCAACUAAAUAAAUAAUAGUUAGAAAAGUAGUUUUAGUUUAUGAUAUAGAAGAAAUCAUUGAACUCGAAAAGAAACUAGAUUAAUUAGUGUAAUCAAAAAAGGAUGCCAUAAAUAAGUCUAAUUUUGACUUUCAUCAUGAAAGCGUUAAAAAGAUAGAUGAAGAAAUUGAACACUUAGAACAUCAGAUCCAUAAGAUCGAAGAGGAAUAUGAAACUCAUAACACAAACUUUGCAGGAAUAGCCUUCAUAUCUUUUGAUGAUGAAUCUAUGAAACAAGUAGUUUUGUAAGAUAAUCCUCAUACUUAAUGGGAAAGAAUGAAAUCUCACAUAAAUAGAGGCCAAUUAAAGAGUCUCACAAACAAUGAUCUAUAAUGGAAAGGAUAGAAACUAUUCUUAGAACAAGCACCUGAACCAAAUGAUGUAGAUUGGGAAUUUAUUCAUAUUACUACCAGUGAGAAGAUAUUUAAAAGGGUUAGGGCAUGGGUAUAUUACAUUUUAUUCGAAAGUGCCGCCUUUUUUAUUAUAUAUUUAAUAUCUCAUCGAUUAGCUUUAUUGGGUGACGAAGCUCAUGAAGAAGAAUUGAAAGGAAAAUUAGAUUAAGAUACUAAAAGAAAAAUAAAUAUAAUGUCUUUUAGUAUUUCAAUGACUAUCGUAUUAUUCAAUAAAUUUGGAGUAGCUAAAAUUGUUCAUUAUAUUGUUGAUGAUGAAAAAAUAUCGAACAAAACAAAAUUCUAAAUAUCUUUCGUUUAUAAGUAUGCAUUAGCACUGUUUUUGAAUGCAGCCAUUAUUAGUUUUCUAGUGGAUAUCGUUAUAUUAAAGAAUGUCAAAGGAGCAGGAGGGUUCAUCUAAAAUGAAAGCUAAAUCUUUGUACUCAAUGCAAUACUCCCUCCAUUUAUUUGGUGUGUAGAUCCAUGGAGCUUAUGUAAGAAUAUUUGGAGAAAGUAUAUCAUGUCGAAAGGUGACAAAGCACUUUUAACUUAAUAAGAGGCCAACAAAUUAAUGGAAGAACCUGACUAUCUUUCUGCAAAGCGAUAUUCGGAUGUUAUGAAAACUAUGUGGUUUACAUUUAUGUACGGAACCGCAAUACCAUUAGGCACCCUAUUCAGUGCAUUCGGAAUUCUGAUCUAUUAUUUUGUAGAUUAUUAUAACAUUCUUAGAAGAAGAACAGUUAAGGAAUCUAUAAGUAUAUAACUUUCUACAGGUAUGAUUUUGAUUGACUUUUAGAAAUGAUUGAAAUGUUAGAAUAUAUUAUUGCAUGGUGUGCUUUUGGAGAAAUGAUCAUGACAUAUACUUUUUUCAAGGAAGUUAGCAAAAUAGAUAUUCUACUUAUUAUUUUAGCAGUUUUAUAUUAAUAAUUGCCCAUGGAAGAUAUAUCUGAAUAUCUUUUCCCAGUAGAAAACAAUGAGGAAGUAUAUAAAAUUGCUAAUCUAGAUAAAACCAUACGCUGAAGGAAGUGCAAACUUUGAUACUGAUUAUGAUAGAGAAAAUCCGAUUACUAAACAUAAAGCUUUAGCUGAAUGGAAUAAGAGGUAAUAAAGUGUCGAUAAUCCGCAUCCAAAGAAUUAGAAAAUCUUAGCCUAAUAAGAAGAAUUUGGAUAUGCUGGAGACGGCCAUUAUGGUCGUAGGUGA